GAGUCCGAAUGCAAACCACAAAGAGAUUGUACGAAAAAAUUCCUGAAAAUAUACAGGUAAGUAUGGCUUUAUUUCUUUCUGCUGAUAUCCAUCAAGGCGAUGAACUUUUUAGUAAUCAUUCUAGAGGCAAGCAAUGUGCUUUUAUGAGUUUAUCGGCGCUUCUUACAGCCCGAAAUUUCCCCUUAUCGUCGUGGUCAAAAAUUACAUUUUGUAAUGUCUUAUUACAAGGAGACAAAAUGUACCUAAAAGCGCUGAAUAGUGGCUUUAUAAUGUUAGAAUCGGAUGAAGAUUUUUUGUAAGUGGAAAAUUUACCGAUAUUUGUGAAUGUUUCAUAUUGCAUGAAUAUGCCAAAUGACUUUUCGUACGAUUUAUGUCGAUCAAAUCACACCAUAUCGCCUGGCCAUGUACACGAAAAAACUACAUCACCUGUGACGGUGGCAAACAUUGAGGCACAAAAUAUUGUUGACCCACCUAUUGUGGUGGAGCCCAUUGAGGCACAAAGUAAUAUUGAUCUACCCAUUGUGGUGGAGCCCAUUGAGGCACAAAGUAAUAUUGAUCUACCCAUUGUGGUGGAGCCCAUUGAGGCACAAAGUAAUAUUGAUCUACCCAUUGUGGUGGAGCCCGUUGAGGCACAAAGUACUAUUGAUCCACCCAUUGUGGUGGAGCCCGUUGAGGCACAAAAUGAAAACAAAAUUUGUUUCAUAACAUAUGGAACAGAAAUUCAAGGUCUUGUUAUAACAGAUUGAGAAAUUGAGUGCCACUACUAUGACAUUCACACUGCAUUGUUGAAUAUAUUUUCAGAUGAAAGUUAUGCUAUUAUUAUAUUAGAAGGUUAUAUGAUGGCCUUGAUUAAGGAAACAGAUGAUUUUUAUCUUAUUGACUCGCAUGCUAGAGAUUCUAGUGGCAUGCCUGAUCCUAAUGGCACUGCUGUUGUCAUGAAAUUUUAUAAUAUUCUGGAAUUAGAGCAAUAUUUGUAUUGUCUAUCACUUGGACUAAAUGCCAACUUAUUUGAAAUUGUACCAGUGCAAUUCAGUAUGUGUAAAAUGCCUGAUCAAAACAAUAAAUGUGUAAAAGAUCGAGAAUACCAGAAAAUGAAACGUUCAGUAGAAACUGAUCAUGAUAAACAAGCUAGACUUAACAAAGUUAAUGAGUAUAAUAAAAGAAAGCAGUCUCAUGAAACUGCUUGUGAGAAACAAUUAAGGCUUCAAAAAGCUAAUGAGUAUAAAAAAAGAAAACAGUCAGAGGAAACUGACAGUGAGCGAAAAACAAGACUUCAAAAAGAAAAGGAGUCUAAGAUGAGAAAGCUGUCUGAGGAAACUAAUAGUGAAAGAAAAGUGAGACUUGAGAAAGAAAACGAGUGUAAAAAAAGGAGGCGGUCAGAAGAAACUGACAGGGAAAGGCAAAUAAGACUUGACAAAGACAGAUUAUCUAAAAAACAAAAGCGGGCAAAGCCGCAACACAGAAUAAAUCAAGAGGAUUACCUAAAUUUGUUUGAUAUCAGCAAUAAUGGUAGAAUUGGGGAGCAAUGUUGGGCAAAAGCUAAUAUAAACAAGUUUCAUAAGUCAAUGCAAUACACUGUUGCUCAGUGUACAGUUUGCCAUGAGGCAUGGCCAAUGAAAUCUAAACCUAAUUCACCAUAUGUGUGUUCACGAUGCUUUAGAGAUAAAAAAUCUCCUAAAAAAUUUUCUUGUGAAAACUUGAUGAUACCUUCUUAUGUUCCAGAUGAAUUACAAAAUUUAACUCAGGUUGAGGAAAUGUUAAUUGCUCGUGCUUUGCCAAUCAUGAGAGUGUAUGUUAAACCUGGUGGUCAACGAGAUGGGAAAGGUGAUCCUACUAAUCAAGGACUUCUACGAGAUGUCCCUCUUCAGGAGCGAAUAAAGCAUCUUUUAAAAUUUGCUGAAAAUAUUGAUGGCAAAUGGGUCUACCGUUUUGCAAACCAUCCCAGAUUCUCUUACUGGGCUUUCAAUAUGAUUCAAAGAAAACGAAUCUUACAGCAAAGUGGAAUAUUCCUAAAACAAAACCCAGGUGAAGCACAUCUUACCAUUGAUGAACUGCGAGAAAUGGCUGUGAAUAACAAUGCUAACGUGUUUAUGUCUAAAGUAUCUAGAUAUGUUGGCAAUAUUGCUGGUACUAAUUCUUAUUGGAAUAGAGUAAGAGAUGAACUCAAAGCUAUAAUAACUAAUGUUGGAGCACCAACAUUAUUUUUCACUUUUUCUUCUGCAGACAUGCAUUGGCCUGAGUUACAUGCUCUAUUUAAUGCAGGUACUGAUUGUCAAACUGGUAAUUCUACCAGUCAGGUCAGACGACAAAAUGUCAUAAAUAAUCCACAUCUUGUAGACUGGUUCUUUACCCAGAGAUUGGAAAGCUUUGUAAAACAUUGGCUUUAUGAAAAACUUGGUGCAAAAUGGCACUGGUUUAGGUACGAAUACCAAGGUAGAGGUAGUAUUCAUUGUCAUGGUACUGCUAAACUAAAUAAUGAUCCAGGUUUGCGUAAACUUACUCAAACUGCUUUGAAAGGUUACUUAGCUAAAAAAUUUAAGGAUGAAAAUGAUUGUUCUGACACAACUGAACUAGAUCAAGAUAUAGAAGCUGGUCAGAAAGCAGCUGAAACAGUAAUUCAGUAUGUUGACUGGUUACUAUCAACCGUGAAUCCUAAUCCACCAGAUGAGGACAUGUGGAUAAGACCUGAGGUUCAUCCAUGUCAAAGAAGUCAUCUGGACAUUCCUAAUCAUGAAAAACCAUCAGAUUAUGUAGAUCUAUUAAAUAUGGUUCAACGACACACUCGUUGUAGUACUAGCUAUUGUCUAAGAAAAAAAUCAAAUGAGACUGAAUUGAAAUGUAGAUUUCAUUUCCCAUUUGAUAAUUGUCCACAGACAAAGUUAGAAUUUGAAAAAAUCCACACUUCAGGUGAUAAUGAACACUAUAGAGCUAAGAUAGUGACUAAACGAAAUGAUGCUAGGUUAAAUAACCACCAACAACUUCAACUCCAGGGAUGGAGAGCUAACUGUGAUAUUCAGGUAGUUAUUGAUCACUAUGCUUGUGUUGAAUAUUUCACAAAAUAUGCAGCCAAAGGUGAACCAAGGUCACCUCUAUUAAAACAAGCAUUUAACUCUAUUAUGCAAAAUGUUGACAGUAAUACUGACCCUCGCAGAGCUAUUAAGAAGGUAGUUAUGAGAUCUCUUGGUGAACGAGAUUAUGCUGCUCAGGAGACAAUGCAGUCUUUAAAGCUUCAUAGCUCAUCAUUUAAUGUGAUACCCAGGGCUCAAAAUAACGGCCGGUCAACGGACAAUGACCGGCCAAGAAUGCUUGUUGACCGGUCACUGUCUUACUAUGCCGGUCAUUUUGACCGGCCAAGUUUUCACGUCUUUCGGAAAAAUUAACUAAUCAGUGUUCUUUUCGGUGCUG
Dendronephthya gigantea is the source of this 3405-nucleotide messenger RNA. RefSeq lists its product as uncharacterized. Bases 837 to 3380 code for a protein of 847 amino acids. The transcript is spliced from 2 exons. NCBI's taxonomy places the organism in Eukaryota, Metazoa, Cnidaria, Anthozoa, Malacalcyonacea, Nephtheidae. The record is from RefSeq and is a predicted model, not a curated record.